Labrus bergylta (ballan wrasse) is the source of this 3921-nucleotide messenger RNA. It is a transcript of the gene sat2a.1, whose product is annotated as spermidine/spermine N1-acetyltransferase family member 2a, tandem duplicate 1. Gene Ontology annotation, molecular function: N-acetyltransferase activity. The record is from RefSeq and is a predicted model, not a curated record. Lineage: Eukaryota; Metazoa; Chordata; Actinopteri; Labriformes; Labridae.
UCGCUGCUCAGCUUGAUUUGGACGCUGUGUCUUUAACCGGACAGCUGCAUACCUCCUCGUCUCUUCUCCCGCCGGCCGGAUCCCACGGAGAUCACGGACACUGUGAGCAUUUCAAUCACCAACAUGGACUUCUCCAUCAGAGCAGCCAACGUGGAGGACUGCAAGGACAUCGCGAGGAUGAUCCUGGAAUUGGCUGAAUAUGAGAAAAUCGUCGAUCACGUGAAAAUCACACAGAAAGACUUGGAGCAGGAUGGCUUCUCCAAAAACCCGUUCUUCCAUGGGAUCGUUGCUGAGGUACCAGAACAGCACAGAACCAAAGACGGCCAUACGAAGAUAGGCUACGCACUUUACUUCUACUCCUACAGAUCGUGGUCGGGCAGAGCCAUUUAUAUGGAGGACUUGUAUGUGAUGCCUGAGUUCAGAGGGAAGGGCAUUGGGAAAGCACUGAUGAGCAAGGUAGCACAGCUCGGCCUGGCUGCUGGCUGUGGUCAGCUCAACUUCACAGUCCUCGACUGGAACAAAUCAUCCCUGGACUUUUACCUCAACCAGGGUUGCACCGAUGUCACAACUGACAUGGGCUACCACUACAUGAGCUGCAAAGGAGAAGCACUGGAGCACCUGGCCCAACCCUAACCCGACCGCGUGCUCAUGGAGACACGACCUUUGAAAGUAACAGGGUCAACAUACGCAGUACAGGGAUAGAGUGGCCCCGUUCCAAAACGUAACUAUGACAAUCGUUCCAUUGAAUGCACAAAACAAGUAAAAAAAGAUAAUUGACUGUUUUGCCCUGCCCCAUGCUACGCUUGUUUUCCAAUGAUAGCACAGAAGCAGCAUUAAAUAAGAAAAAAUGGCUUAUUUAUUAAUUCCUGGAAUUCUCGCACUGUGAGUCUUCAAUUUCAUGCAGAUCUUACUGUAAGAACUCUCAUUUGGAGCUGAUAGGAGACAUUUUAGUCAGCUAACAUGUCAACAGCUGGGAGUCUUUUCAGUUGUAGUUAGAUAAUGCUAGCUUAAAGGCUGCAGCUAAAAGCCCCGUUUCCACCAAGCCGUCAGGUCCGGUUCAGUACAGUUCGGUACAGUUUGUAAACCCUGAUCUGGCUGGUGUUUCCACAGCCAACCUUACUUGAUAAGCAAAGUGUGAGCAACAUGACGACAGCCGCAUCAGCUUCCUAACACAUGUAGCUUGGCGCAAGUGUAGCCCGCCAAUAAAUUCAACGCAGAAGAAUCUCCAAAGUCGUCCAUGGUGCUGAUAUUAGUCACAAAAAAAAAGAACAAUAGCCUUGAAAUGACAUGGCCCGUUUUGUGUUUGUCCUUUAUUACCCACGGGGAGUGAUGAUACCUUCGACCAAUUGACGGACUGCAGUGUGUCUCCGGCCUUCAGGAUCAGAUCAGUACUCUUACCCCAACAGAAGGGUAGCAUGAAAGUAGGAUGGUACGAAUCUCUUAUUUUGGUACCAUUCCCAACUUCAGACAGUGAAAAUGCCAAUAAAUGCGUACCGCACAAAGCCGUACCAAACCGAGCUGAACCGGACCCCUUGGUGGAAAUAGGGCUUAACUCACUGAUUUGGUUAACUUUAAAAAAAAUAUAUAUAUAUGAGUCUUCAAUUUAAAAAAAACUAAAUCAGCAUCCUCUUUAUAUGUGAUGACUGUUUUGUCAGCUGACAUGACAACAAAUAGCAUAAUUAGUAGCUGUAGUUGGCCAGCUCUAGCUAAUUGAUACUAAAUUGCAUAUUUGGCUGAAAGCUUCUUCUACAGACGUCUGUGUGACAGUCCAGCUGACUCGCUCUACCGAAAUCCCAAGAUGGAUAUAUACUCGAUUCAUGGCUUGAAAAAAUAGCACUGAAGCUAGGCUACAAGCCAGACGGAUAUUGAAAAAACAAGGCAGUUUUUUCUUGCAGUCUAGCUUGGCUUUAUAACCUAGGUAUUAUACUACCACGAAUAAAAACAUUAAUAAAAAAGACUGCUUACAUCUGCUGUUUAAACCACAGUCUACUUAAAAUACAUGUAAACCAUGAAGUUAAUGCAAGAGCCUCAACAUGAAGGCUGCCUUGUUCAGGUAGAUAGGGGGGCGAGGAACAGUCAAUUAGCUUAGCUUCAGGGUUAAGAAUGCAAAUUAAAGUAUUGGAAUGGGGCCCAUGCAAUACAAUUUAAUAGUACAAAACUUAGGCGCUGACAUGUGUGUUUUGUGUUUUCCCUUGUGGGGCUUAAUGACUUGGAGCACCUUUUGAUUUUGUGUUUAAUCAAAUAAGAAGGAAAACGAAAGGUUGGCAGUUAGAAGGGUCUAACAGUUGUGUAUGAAUCACAAAUUAUAACACCUUUUUUUGCACAAAUAUCCAGACAAACAUUAUGCAUUGGGUAGACAAACUGUAUGUUUCUGUGUAUGAGUGUUGCUAAGAGGGAGUUUUUUUUGAUAUCGCAUCCCUUUUAAAUGACAAAAGCGACCAAAGAGUAAUAAGGUCACUUCUACCCUCGUCUUCCGGACAUGGAGCACUGUUGUUGCACAGAUGUUGUGAAGCACAAUGCUGCUGCUAGCAAGGUUUUCAUCCACUAUAUCUAUGUGUUGACAGUUCUUGAGAUCAGAUGGUGAAGAAAUGGGUUAGGCGCCAUUUCAACCUACUUUAGGACUGUUUUAAUAGAAAGGCUUUCUUUAAAUGAGACAAGAAAAGAAGCAUCUGGGAGGGAUAUAAAAAAAUGUUAGACUUGGAGCGUUCUCAGUUUAAGUCUUUGACCCUGUCCUGUUGAAACAAAAGGGAAAUAAUUCUGGUCUGCACUUCUGUUUUAUAUCCAGUCUAUAUACUUUUUUUAAACUCCUUGUAUCAUUUCCAGCAAUUUAAUGAAAACAAUCUGAGCUGCGGGUUAUAUUAAGUUUGUUUUCUCUAGCUCUAAACAAGUAAGAACCACUGACCCUCCUCUAGAGGUUUUGCAAUUUUCUUUUCUGACUUUGUUUGCAAAAUAAUUGAGUAAAGAAUGUGCAGGGUUGUUUUUAAAAGUCUUUAGGAAAUUGUUUUGUAAAAUACUCCUGUAUAUUUGUUGAAAUGUGCAAUAUAUACAGACAAGUACAUUUUAUAUGCUUGGAACAUGUUCCAGAAAUCAAUAUACAGUCCAAGGAAACAGAAAGAGACAUUUAAAGCUGCCAUUGUUUGAAUACUCCAACUCCAUGCCAACCCAGAGCGAUGAAAUACACAACUUGAUACUUUGCUCCCAGUGAUGCUUGUUGUUGAAGUUCAAUCAUGAUUCCUAUCGAUUAAUUGCAAUAACUCAGACGACAAGAGCAUUUUUUGUUCUGUACAAAUGAUGAAAAAAAUGAAAGUUAAAUAUUCGAAAUGCUUAUUCACAUUUGUGUGUGUGUAAUUGACAAUGUGUCAGUGUGAGAGAGUAGAAAAGACAGCCAUCUAUUUCCACAACUUUCUGAAGUUGUUAGGAGAGCCAUAGGGACACUGUGUUCAAAUCAUAUGGUGAGAUAUUAUCAUGUGUUCAAACGUUUCUUUUGACUUGAUGUUUCUAUUCCUCACAUGUUUUAAUGUGUCUCAUUUAGUCUCUGAAAUGCUUAAAGUUAAAGCUGGUCAUUGUUCGGUUAAAUUCUGUGAAUCCAAGAAGUCAACUAGUAAAUCACCUCGUCCACUGAGUUUUUAAAAGGGCUUCAUAACAUCAUACUACAACUUCCCUCACUUCACAAAGCACCACUAAAGUCCCUCCCUUGUGCCAAAAGGGGAUUUAUGAGUUUUUCCACAUAAUGUGAUAAAUAUUAGAACUGUCGUAAACCAUGUCACAUGUAGAGAACCUCAAACCUGCAUGAUGGUCACAUAUUUUAGGCCACCUGUUGUCACCAAUUCCUGAAAACGGAGCGUGUUUCAAUGUUUACCUUCGCCCUUGUUCGACUGCUCUGCUCUUUCUGCACUGAGGAUUAAAAGCUGUCAGACUUAA